Messenger RNA from Pterocles gutturalis (yellow-throated sandgrouse), 1743 nucleotides. It is a transcript of the gene EIF2D, whose product is annotated as eukaryotic translation initiation factor 2D. Gene Ontology annotation, molecular function: translation initiation factor activity. The transcript is spliced from 14 exons. Gene Ontology annotation, biological process: formation of translation preinitiation complex; translational initiation. Bases 133 to 1743 code for a protein of 536 amino acids. The record is from RefSeq and is a predicted model, not a curated record. Lineage: Eukaryota; Metazoa; Chordata; Aves; Pterocliformes; Pteroclidae.
AAACUACGAACGGAUGUUGCAGCAGCUUUUCCUCACCUUAGUGCUGAGCAAUUAACUGAGUUUAUUCCAAACAAGGAAGAGCUUAAUGUCAUCAAAAUAUACUCUCACAAAGGGGAGGCCGUCACUGUUUAUAUGAAUAACAAGAACCCAAUACUGUUUGAAAUUGACAAAGCGCUGUAUCCGACAGUGUACACUCUGUGGGUCUACCCAGAUCUUCUCCCUGCUUUUUCAACAUGGCCCCCUGUGCUACAGAAACUAGCCGGAGGAGCAGAUCUGAUGCUGCCAGGAGUUGUAGUGCCAUCUUCUGGCUUUCCUCAAGUAGAGCGGGGCACACUCUGUGCUGUCACCCUUUUGGGAAACAGAGCUCCAGUAGCAGUUGCGGUUGCCACAAUGUCCACUGCAGAGAUGCUGGCUGCUGGAAUGAAAGGGAAGGGCUUUGCCGUGCUGCAUACUUACAUGGAUCACCUCUGGGAAUAUGGUGACAAAUCUUGUCCUCCUACCUUAGCUCCCUUGGUAACAGAUUCUGCUGAAAAGGAGAGUGAUGAAGAUGAGGAAGAGAUGGAAGGGAAAGACCCUGUCAUCAGCUUCUCCACUGACCCUUUGCAGCAUGUGGAUGUUGGUGAUUUGAGCCUGAAGGAGCAAGACGGUUGUGCAGUACUGGUAGGAAAGGAGGAACUUGAUGAGAACAGCGCUGCAGAAGCAGCUGAAGGUGCCAACACCGGGGAACACUCACAGCUUACUUGUCCUUUUUUUUUCCCUGUAGAGCAAAUGGAUGCAUUAUUCAAUCAGUGCUUUUUUCAUGCCUUAAAAUGCAAAGUAAAGAAGUCAGAUCUCCCUCUGCUCACCAGUACAUUUCUACGCAGCCAUAUGUUCUCAUGCUGCCCUGCUGGACAACAACUGGACAUAAAGAAAUCAAGCUACAAGAAGUUCUCUAAAUUCCUGCAAUGUAUGCAGCAGCAGAAGAUCUUACAAGUGAAGGAGCUGAACAAAGGUGUGGAGAGCAUCGUGGAAGUGGACUGGAAACAUCCAGAGAUUAAAGCAUUUGCAGUACCCGAAGGAUUUUCAUCAGCUUCUGCUGCCCAAGACAGCAAGAGUGAAGACCGAGAACAAGUGUACCGUGCUCCUGAAAUCAUUCCGCUUUAUGGGGUCUCAGCAAAAAUGAUCCCACUCUUUCAGGAAUCUGGACACAAAAAAGGCAGCAUCCUCUCAAGCAGUGAGGUGAGAAACAUCAUCAUUAACUAUGUGAAGACUAACGAGUUGGUUGAUGAAACAAACAAGAACUUUGUAAAGGUGAAUGCCAUUCUGUGCGACUGCCUGUUAGAUAAAUCAGAACAAGAUGAAAUCUCACACCUUAAAUGGGAUGACCUCCUGAGCAGGUGCCUUGAACGACUGCAGCCCUUACACCAGGUGACGUUUUUUGGACAAGAACCUAUUGUGAGGAAAGGAAACAUUGAGCCCAUCAACAUAACCAUAGCACAGAGAUCAUCAAAUAAGAAGGUGACGAUUGUCAAGAACCUCGAGCUGUAUGGUCUAGACCCACAGUAUGUGGCCAAUGUUCUGCAACAAAAAGUACAAGCCAGUGCCAGCAUCACCCCAGUACCAGGAACAAAAGACAGAGUUCAGGUCCAGAUCCAAGGCAACCAAAUCCAACAUCUGGCAAAGAUGCUGCUAGAAGAAUACCAGCUACCUCGGAAAUAUAUUCAAGGCCUUGAGAAGGCUCCAAAGCUUGGCCGGAAGAAGUAG